AUGAACCAAUAUUUAAUGGAUAGUCUACCUAAUUUGAAAUGUUUUUCAUUAAAGUGUUAUUACGAAAUAAAACAAUAUGAUAGUAAAAUCUUACCUCUUAUUCGUCGUAUGCCAAAGCUUGAAGAAUUAACCUUGAAUAUUAUGAUUGAGAAUCGAACUAAAUUUGUCGAGGGUAUUCAGAUUAAUAAUCAAAGUCUUGCUUAUAUGCCACAAAUUUGUAAAUUUACCUUUUAUAUCAGUAGCAAAAUUGAACAGCAUCAUUUAGUUUCCUAUUUAUCGAACGAAGAUAUUCAUAAAACGUUUAAUAAUAUAGGAUAUGUACAAGUGGCCUGUAUUCUAAACAACUCCUAUUCAGGUGCAACAUGUCAUAUGUUUUCAUUACCAUUUGCGUUUGAUAGUCUUCGACUUAUUGGCAAAAAAUUUACACCCAUUGUUUUUAGUCAUGUUAUAAAUUUAGAAGUUCACGAUAUAGCUUCAAUCAAACAUGACUUUUUUCUUCGAGUAGCUCGAUUUUUUCCUUUGUUUAAACCAUUUCAUAUUAUUAAUUUUACAUCACAAUCGCACAUAUCAAACGAUUAUCAAUUGGACUCAAUUGUCGAAUAUCCUUAUCUUAUUUCGCUUCAUCUAGGAAAAUCUCAUAUUGAUUAUAUGGAACAGUUUCUUAAUGAAACAAAAACACGUCUACCUCGGCUGACUGAAUUAAUGAUCGAUUAUGAUCAAUUAACAAUAGUAACAGGCAGAACUGGGCGAAAUACUCGAAGUACUCGUACUCGUACUCGAGGGUGA
Molecule: messenger RNA, 786 nt
Organism: Rotaria socialis
Lineage: Eukaryota; Metazoa; Rotifera; Eurotatoria; Philodinida; Philodinidae
Source: the annotation of a GenBank genome assembly